Molecule: messenger RNA, 1280 nt
Organism: Microdochium trichocladiopsis
Lineage: Eukaryota; Fungi; Ascomycota; Sordariomycetes; Xylariales; Microdochiaceae
Exons: 1
Coding region: 444-1103 (219 amino acids)
Source: RefSeq, a predicted model, not a curated record
GUUCGGAAGAGGUGAGCAAGACCACGUGCAGACCAUCAUCGAGGCUGUGCUCUGUUACGCAAGACAAAAAGUAUAUCCUUGGUCAUACGUCGGAUUAAGGUUGGUCACUUGUGCUGCUCAGUCCUGCCACAGUGCUUCUCAUUGGGACCAGAAAAACUUGUUACCUGCAACGUGGAGCCAGCUCAUCAACUCGCCUCGUAGCUUCUCGUUACCCGAUGUUCUGGCUCAGGCAGAAGUGUCUUGCUCCUCUGGUCGCGCUCAAACCCGCUGCCCCCCUUGUGCAUGGCAACGAGGCUCAUCUUGAAAGUGGGCGGAUCCUCCAACCAAACCCGAAAUGCUCAUGGACUGCAGCUGCAGGCGCUUGGACAGCGGAGACUGAAAGCCCUAAUGCAGCAUCUGUCCAGGAAGUAGCAAGCAAAUAGGCAGCCAGCAAUGUUUAUGGAAUGCGGGUCGUCUGGUCUAGUCAAUGCCUAUUGCUGACAGAGUUCAACGUCUGCUAUCUGUCACUGACAGAACUUGCCUGUCCUGGCUGGUGGGGUCGACAGCAAAAUGCCUGGGGCCUGACACGCCCGGAAUACAUCCCCGCAAGGGAGAGCGGAUUUCGGGCUUCCAUGGCCACAUCGUAUGCUUGUCGCUGCAUAGAUAGCACUGUUGCAUUAACCAGGGCGCCUUUUGACAGCUGCGCUCUACUACCACAAUGGCAGGACGCUGGUGGUAUUUGUCAUGCAAGGAUCCUGGUCCACGAUAAAGCAGACCUGCCACCACCAUCCCACACCCCGCGGAGGAUCCUUGUGGUGACAACCGGCUGGUGUGUGGUUGGCACCAAGGCCGCCUUGCAUGAUGCAGCGAGGGUCCAUCGCCAGCGAUUACCGCUCCUGAGCUGCGAGUCAGACACAGAAAGACAACGAGGACGAGACAUGCGCAUGCUGCACGACUGCUCAGACGACCUCGCCCGGGCGCCUGCGAGCACCCACGCAGUAAACUCGAUCAUGGCGCUUAUCAGCUGUUGCAGACCCCAACAAGGCCGCCCAAGUACGCGAGCGGCGCCUUGGAGCAGCGUGGCUUGGCUGGCGGGAUCGUCAUGUGGCGCCAUUGACGUCUAGUGCAGAGGUGCCGGCAACGGAGGAGGACGAUCGGUCCUGUCUGUAGGCUAUCGGUUCCCUCUGACCUGACCGCUCCUGACUGAUGGCUGCAGCUGCAGGCGGCCCUGUGCCUGUUUCGUGCCUUCUCGAAGGCAGCGCAAGCCCGGCCGCUGGGAUGGUGGGCUCGGCUGCCAGAAG